Molecule: messenger RNA, 1185 nt
Organism: Colletotrichum truncatum
Lineage: Eukaryota; Fungi; Ascomycota; Sordariomycetes; Glomerellales; Glomerellaceae
Product: GPN-loop GTPase
Molecular function (GO): GTPase activity
Source: RefSeq, a predicted model, not a curated record
AUGGCUUCGACUUCCUCAACCACGCCCGCUCCGGCGACCAAUUCGCCGGUCUCUAUUGUCGUUGUCGGCAUGGCCGGCUCUGGCAAGACCACCUUCAUGCGACGUAUCAACUCAUAUCUUCACGAGAAGAAGGAGCCUCCUUAUGUGAUCAACUUGGACCCUGCAGUUCUCAACGUUCCUUUCGAGAGCAACAUCGACAUUCGCGACUCGGUCAACUACGAGGAGGUCAUGAAGCAGUACAACCUGGGCCCGAACGGUGGAAUCUUGACGUCGCUGAACCUCUUCGCCACCAAGGUCGACCAGAUCGUCAACCUUCUCGACAAGCGUGCAGCGCCAGACCCGGAGAACCCAGACAAGACGCCUAUCAAGAACAUUCUCGUCGACACUCCCGGCCAGAUUGAGGUCUUCGUUUGGUCCGCCAGUGGUACCAUUCUCCUUGAAUCUCUUGCUUCCUCCUUCCCGACUGUUAUCGCCUACGUUAUCGACACCCCGAGAACCACGUCUACAAGCACCUUCAUGAGCAACAUGCUGUACGCCUGCAGUAUCCUGUACAAGACCAAGCUCCCCAUGAUUUUGGUGUUCAACAAGACCGACGUGCAGGACGCGACCUUUGCGAAGGAGUGGAUGACCGACUUUGAGGCGUUCCAGGAGGCCCUCCAGCGGGACGAGAUGAGCGACGUGAUUGGAGGCUACGAGACGGCAGACGGCGGCAGCGGCGGCACUGGGUACAUGGGCAGUCUGCUCAACUCGAUGAGCUUGAUGCUGGAGGAAUUCUACUCCCACCUCAGUUUCGUGCCAGUCAGCUCUCGUCUGGGCACGGGUAUGGACGAGUUCUUUGAGGCGGUGCAGGAGAAGGCGGAGGAGUUCAAGCAGGACUACCUUCCUGAGCUGCAGCGCAGGCGGGAGGAGCGUGAGGAGCAGAAGCGCAAGACUCGCGAGCAGGAACUUGACAAGAUGAUGAAGGGCAUGUCGGUGGAUGCUGGCAAGAAGCCCCAGGUUGUCAAGCCAGAUGAGGAGGAUGAUGGCAUCGAUGUUGUCAGCGAUGUGGACGACGACGAGAUGCCAGAUGACGAGGAUGACAGGGAAGGACUACAGGCCCGCUACGAGGCAGCCAUUGAGGCCGAGGGCGAAUCUAUCAUGGCGGAGGGCAGCUUCGCCAAGUACCUACACACGCGCCAGUCGUAA